Molecule: messenger RNA, 693 nt
Organism: Xenopus laevis (African clawed frog)
Lineage: Eukaryota; Metazoa; Chordata; Amphibia; Anura; Pipidae
Product: myb-related transcription factor, partner of profilin-like
Exons: 4
Coding region: 40-579 (179 amino acids)
Source: RefSeq, a predicted model, not a curated record
CUCAGACAGAAGCCCUACGAGCGUCAGCUUCUGGACAUUAUGAGCAAAGAGGGCAGUGAAGGACUGGACACAGACUGGAGAAUACCGCCGCAAACAUCGCAGCCUGACUCGGGCAGUGACCAGGACGCCCCCGCUCAGCAACCUCAGGAAGAGGGUGAGGCUGAAGAUCUGGAUAGAGCCCCGGAAGCUCAAGAACACCGAGCUGAAAGCCGCGCCCAGUCACCAGCUGUGAUACCUGUGGUGCCCCCCAGACGUUGUGCUGCUGCCACUGCUGCAGCAAUUGGGGGACCACCACAGGAGGAAGGACGGCGACUGGGUGAUCAACCUGCGGCACAACCGGGGCUCAUUGAUGCGAUGAUGGCUGCCAUGCAGCCUAUGCUCCACCAGCAGCGCCGCCAGGAACUCUGGAUGAUGCGGUGGAUGGCCCAAAUCCAUACGGAUAUUAGGGAGACCCAGGUGACCAUCCAUCGUGGAUUCCAGGACCUGGUGGCAGCCAUGGCAGCCCAGCCUCAUCGACCAGGGGCCUCUGCUGAGGGUGAAGUCCCUGGUCCACCUGCUGCUCCCCCUCCACCCCCUUAAGCAACAUCGAAGGGAAAGGGGGCAUAGAAGGGGACACGGUCCUGUCCGAGGGGACAAACUUCCCUAGCUCCAGUCUGUGUCAUUUUCCAUCUGACACUGGCCUCUUUGCCUAUU